CUGCGCGGUGCUCAGCGCACGUGUUGGAACCGGAAGCACCCGCUGAGGCUGGAAAACUGUGGAGAUGGAAGAAGGAAUGGAGUCGCAGAAUGCCGGGGCAGAGGAGGGCUUCACCCAGGUCACCCGCAAGGGUGGCCGGUUGGCGAAGAAACGGCGGGCUGAUCAGCUGUCAGCAACAGGGGAGAGCGAGAACGCGAGCCGUAUGGACACAGAGGAGGCCCGGCCGUCGAAGAGGCCUGUGUUCCCGCCCCUCUCCGGGGACGGGUUCGUGAGUGGUAAAGGAGAAAUAAGAAAAAUUCCAGUCCCAGCUAACAGAUACACACCAUUAAAAGAAAACUGGAUGAAAAUAUUUACUCCUAUAGUAGAACAUUUGGGACUCCAGAUACGCUUUAACUUGAAAUCAAGGAAUGUAGAAAUCAGGACUUGUAAAGAAACUAAGGAUGUUAGUGCUCUGACAAAAGCAACUGAUUUUGUGAAAGCCUUUAUCCUUGGGUUUCAGGUGGAGGAUGCACUUGCCCUCAUCAGGUUGGAUGAUCUGUUCCUGGAAUCUUUUGAAAUUACAGAUGUUAAGCCUCUAAAGGGAGACCAUCUGUCCAGAGCAAUAGGAAGAAUUGCUGGCAAAGGAGGAAAAACUAAAUUCACCAUAGAGAAUGUGACACGGACUCGGAUAGUUUUGGCUGAUGUGAAAGUUCAUAUCCUUGGCUCUUUCCAAAACAUCAAGAUGGCAAGAACUGCCAUUUGCAAUCUCAUCUUGGGAAAUCCUCCAUCAAAGGUUUAUGGCAAUAUUAGAGCUGUGGCUAGCAGAGCAGCAGAUCGAUUAUAAUGUCAAAUCAGAGACUUUCUAUCUUUGGACUCCAAGAAAAAGACAUGACAUUCUACAAUUGGUCAUAAGAAACCAUGUGAAGAAUUUCAGUCACUUUAAGCCUCAGUCACUUCUUCCAUUCUCUGCCAGAGCAUAAACAGAAAGGAAAGGUUUAACAGCCUUCACACACCACAGCUUUUAGGUGUAUUUAUUUACAUAUCAAAAUUUAGUAUUUUUAUUAUUCUUACACAUUAGGUAUAAUUUAUAAUUACUUUCAUUUUAAGUCACACAAUCGCAGAUCUAUGUAGCUUGUAAUCCUCUCAUUUGGAGGGAGGCUUCUUGCUUAAACAGUUUUGUGUGAAUUUAUAAGUUAUUUGUGAAUUUAUAGCAUUUUAUAGAAAAUUUAUAAAUUUUAAUUAAAAGAAUCGUUUCAGAAAUCCUUCUGUGAAACCUGUUCUCAAAACUGUGUGGUGUGGUGUGUAUUUUAAAAUCAGGUCAUAAACAGUGGUCUUAGCUGUUGUAUAUGAAUUAAUAAGGGUUAAUCUUUGUACUGAUGUGCAGUUUUUAAAAUCCAAGACCUACAUUACAAGGUUGACGUGAGGAAAGUUUCUUAUUUUUCCAGGAAGUAUUUAGUCAAGACAUUGCCAAUGUUGAGUAUAUAGAUGCUCCUCAACUUACAAUACAAUGAUACCUGAAUAGACCUACUGUAAGUUUAAGUAUCACAAGUCAAAAAUGUAGUUAAUACACCUGACGUCCUGAACUUUACUCAGAACACUUAGCCUGUGGUUAGGCAAAAUCAUCGACCACAAGCUAAUAAAGUGCUGAAUUUCUUAGAAAAUGUAUUGAGUACUCUACUGAAUGUGAAAAACAAAAUGGCUGUGUGGGUACUCAAAGCCCAGCUUCCACCAAAUGCCUAUCACUCUCACAUCUAUGUAAAGUUGAAAAAUUGUAAGUGGAGCCAUCAUAAAGCUAUACUCCAUAGUAAGGAUGAAAGUACAAGAAUGUCUCCUCUGCCAAUAAAAACAGUUCUA
Messenger RNA from Otolemur garnettii (small-eared galago), 1833 nucleotides. RefSeq names its product partner of NOB1 homolog (gene PNO1). Bases 65 to 823 code for a protein of 252 amino acids. The record is from RefSeq and is a predicted model, not a curated record. Gene Ontology annotation, cellular component: nucleolus. Lineage: Eukaryota; Metazoa; Chordata; Mammalia; Primates; Galagidae. The transcript is spliced from 7 exons. Gene Ontology annotation, molecular function: RNA binding.